GAGAGAGAAAAGACUGGAGCUCCUCUGCCAGCUGAGGAGUGGAAGGGACCUUUAAUGCAGCUGCAGCUCUUCAUUCAGAUGCUGAGUGGAGGAGCAGAUGACCAGAGGAAGGACACUUUUUCCAGACGCAGCCCUUUUCCAAACCGAUUUCUCUUCAAGCCCACUUUGAUGCUCGGUGGGGGAUUUUCCUGCCAUCUCAUUUAGGAGCUUGGGUGCAGAGAGAGCGGAUUGCGGCAAGCAGAGCAUCCCGAAUGAUCGGAUCUCAGCAGCAGCAGCAGCAGCAUCUCAUUGUAUGAAAUGCGUCAACCCGAUCCACUUUACACACAUCAGCUCUCCAUUCACGGACUGGUCUCCUUGCAGAUUGUUUCAUCAGGUAACCACAUGCGCGGGUCGGUGUCACCGCGCUGAGCCCGCAGAGAGCGAAGGGGUACCGGGUUCAGAGAGACAAGACUGUUCGGGUGAGAGGUGGACCGGAUGACAGCCAGAACCGUGGAGGCCUCGGGGCUGUCGGUGCCGCUGCACCGCUGUCACGGAGGGUUCCAAGCCAGCAACGGCACCUGCGCAGAGCAGCUCAGCCUUUUUCCGCCGUUCUCCUCCACGCUGGCGCUUCUCGUGCUGGUGGCCGUGCUCGUCGGGAUCAUCCUGGUUUCCCUGGCAACGUUCCACUUCCACAAGAGGAAGCUUCGGAAUAGGAAGAUCCAGCGCGCGCAGGAGGAGUACGAGCGCGACAGUCGCAGCCCCACGCGCGCCGGGGCGAGAGGAGAGCCCGCCAGGCCGUGCGUCAUCGUCCGGCCGGUGAGACGUGAAGAGAAGCUCCUCGUGUGCCAGAGCGCGGAGAGCGCAGAGGGCGCAGCGAGCGCAGAGAGCGCAGAGGGCGCAGAGAGCGCAGAGAGCGCAGAGAGCGCAAAGAGCGCAGACGUCCAGGCUGAGGACAGGCGGGCGCCGCACGAGACAGUUCCUCUUGACUGUUAACUUCAGGGAAUGAGACUGUGGAAUAAACAGGAAAAGCAAUAAGGCACAAAGAUCCCCCCCACACCCAUCGCCGCUGCUUGUAGAUGACUUAGAAAUGCAGAACACGAAGCAGAUUAGAUGAACCACUACACACGGUGUGGUCACACAAACACCUCCCUUAUUUAGCCUACCGGUAAUUCCUUAUGGGCCUGUGUAAAAAUAUUUGCCUGCUUUGACUUUUGGACCUCUCCCUCUUCAAACCUCAAAGAUGUUUAAACUUUAAAUCCAUCCUGGGAUGUGACACAUAGUUGCGUUCAAUUAUUAAGAGCUGGUGGCACAACUCCGACCUAAAUGGCUCUCUGAUCUUCCUUGGCAUGUCUUCUGACACACUACCAGUAUGUAGUUAGACUAUAAUGGGUGUUGUGGUGCUGUUAGGCAGUGCAAAGCUGCACAUAUGCUAUAGAAAUGGCUUCUUCGUUUGCGUAGUAUUUUUCCUUCAAUUAUAAGUGACUUAGCCUUUUUGCAUACAGUACAGUCCUCCAAUGUCUGCUAGACAUCUGUAGGUAGAGCUCUAGAUGGGAUGCAAGAUCUUUUGCUGUAGUUAUAUGCACACAGACCUUUUUUCCUUAAAGUGUCAGAUGAGUAAGUUUUAGUGCUUAUCCAGUAUUUACAUUUGGAGUAUUUAUAUCGUAUUCUCUGCUAUAUAAUAAACUGAGAAUUCUUCCAACAGAGGGUUUCGGUUGAAGCCAGUUUUGAUCCUUCAUAUUGUACAGUGAGCCUGAUAGACAUGAUGUGUCAUUUAUUACCUGAGUUUAUUGUAAAUCUAUGCCAUUAUGCGAGCUGGAAUGUUUUGCAGUAACGUCAUCUUUCUGGAGUUCAUAUAAUCUGCCUUAUCUAAGGAAAAAUAUGUAAUAUUGAAAGUUUAUAAAUAAAUGAAUAGUAACUGA
Molecule: messenger RNA, 1898 nt
Organism: Oryzias melastigma (Indian medaka)
Lineage: Eukaryota; Metazoa; Chordata; Actinopteri; Beloniformes; Adrianichthyidae
Exons: 2
Coding region: 475-972 (165 amino acids)
Source: RefSeq, a predicted model, not a curated record